Messenger RNA from Capsicum annuum, 1212 nucleotides. RefSeq lists its product as uncharacterized. The transcript is spliced from 7 exons. Lineage: Eukaryota; Viridiplantae; Streptophyta; Magnoliopsida; Solanales; Solanaceae. The record is from RefSeq and is a predicted model, not a curated record. The coding region runs from base 1 to 1212 and encodes 403 amino acids.
AUGCUUGAAUUUGUCAUUAUCACCGGCCUGAAAUGCACCGAUGAUAUUGAUGAGUUUAUAUAUACUUCAUCAUCAAAAUCCCCUUUGAUGUUGAAGUAUUUUUCUGAAUCUAGAGGUGGUAUAACUAGGUCAAAACUGAUAACACGUGUGAAGAUGGGAAAUUUUGAGAACUCUGAAGAUGCUUUGAACCAUGCGAUAUUAUAUUUUGUUCAUACAUUCAUGUUAUCUCAACAUAAAGAAGCACCAAUCAAUGUAGCUCACUUCCAAAUGGUCGAGGAUGGUCGGUACAUACACUUUCCAUGGGGAAAGAUAACUUUUGAAAAGUUGAUCAACUCAUGGUGGCAGGAUUUCAGAGUCGCAAAGCAGUUAUAUUCUUUGGGUGGAAUGCCCCACGCUCUAAGUGUCUGGAUAUUUGAGUGUUGCUCUGCGGUAGAUAAAAAAACUACUUUGCAACAUGAAAACAUCAUCCCAAGAAUACUUAACUGGCCUGUUGAGUGUACAAGGCCUAAGUAUGAAUCUUUUAUGCCUGGCAUAUUCAACAAGAAGAAUUUUGUGGUUUUUGAUCCAACAUCUGCUGCUUUCACUUCUGUUGCUGCGAAAAUGCAAACGGCAGGCGAUGAAGAUCAAUCGCGUGUUGUCACUAGAGAUAACGACUAUGAUGAUUUCACCAUUGGACCUACUCAGGAAUUUCUAAGAAUGGCUCGUUUGGCUAAACCUGUAUCAACUGAGCAACUAUCUAAAAGAAUAAAAAUAGUUAUGUUUCAGGAAGUUAGUCCAGUUACGACAGAUGGACAAAAAUCAACAAGUUCUCAUUCAGUACGCCAUGUGUCGGAAAUUGGUGUUUCUCCUGAGCGCGAACAACUCAAGUCCGUUCCUUCGUCCUCCUCAACACCUGAAGGGACUUCUAAGUCUAAUUUAGAUAUGGAGCAGAUAAAGAGUUACAUCAAAGCAUAUGUGAAUGAAAAAAUUGCUGAGCUAAAAAUACUAAUCUCCAAUAUACCUGCUGAGGAGGAGAAAAUUGUUCAUCAUAAAGAAGGUGCAGAAGAAGGAUCAAAAAUAAAAGACAGUGUUUAUAGGAAUGAUUUGUCGGAUGAGCAUAUGAAUAAUCAAGAAGAGGGACAUGAAGAAGAAUCGAAAAACACGCACAUUACUGAAAUGGAAUAUAUAUCGGCUGUUACAGUAUUAUUACCCAUACAUUUGAAUGUAUAUUGA